AUGCUUCCAGCAGUGGUCUUGCUCAUACUUCUUUUGGUUGAACAAGCAGCGGCCCUGGGAGAGCCUCAGCUGUGCUAUAUCCUGGAUGCAAUACUGUUUUUGUAUGGCAUUGUGCUCACCCUGCUCUACUGUCGACUCAAGAUCCAAAUGCGAAAGGCAGUAGCCAGCUAUGAGAAGUCAGAUGGCAUUUACACAGGCCUGAGCACUCGGAAUCAGGAGACUUACGAGACUCUAAAGCAUGAGAAGCCACAACAGUAG
This is a messenger RNA of Elephantulus edwardii (Cape elephant shrew), 258 nucleotides long. It is a transcript of the gene FCER1G, whose product is annotated as Fc fragment of IgE, high affinity I, receptor for; gamma polypeptide. Gene Ontology annotation, cellular component: membrane; Fc-epsilon receptor I complex; external side of plasma membrane. Gene Ontology annotation, molecular function: IgG binding; IgE receptor activity. The record is from RefSeq and is a predicted model, not a curated record. Gene Ontology annotation, biological process: innate immune response; positive regulation of phagocytosis; defense response to bacterium. The transcript is spliced from 5 exons. NCBI's taxonomy places the organism in Eukaryota, Metazoa, Chordata, Mammalia, Macroscelidea, Macroscelididae. The coding region runs from base 1 to 258 and encodes 85 amino acids.